Stegastes partitus (bicolor damselfish) is the source of this 2367-nucleotide messenger RNA. It is a transcript of the gene inpp5ja, whose product is annotated as inositol polyphosphate-5-phosphatase Ja. Gene Ontology annotation, molecular function: phosphatidylinositol-3,4,5-trisphosphate 5-phosphatase activity; phosphatidylinositol-4,5-bisphosphate 5-phosphatase activity. Gene Ontology annotation, biological process: phosphatidylinositol dephosphorylation; negative regulation of peptidyl-serine phosphorylation. The transcript has 12 exons. Gene Ontology annotation, cellular component: cytoplasm; ruffle; plasma membrane. Bases 1 to 2367 code for a protein of 788 amino acids. Lineage: Eukaryota; Metazoa; Chordata; Actinopteri; Pomacentridae. The record is from RefSeq and is a predicted model, not a curated record.
AUGGAUCGCCAGAAGCAUGUCAGCCCGGACCCUUGUGGUCCUCAGGUGCAGCCUGGACCCUGUGCGUUAAUGGGACCCGGUCCAGGUUUACCUCCACAGCUCACAAUCCAGGAACCGCCUCUCAUCAGCCCUCCAGAGGUGCUCAAGAAGCCGUCCGGACUGAGCCCCACGCCGGCCGUACGUGCACCUGCAAAAGACCAGAUGCGGUCAGGAGAGGCGAAGUCUGGGUCCACUUCAGCGACGCUGGCGAGCAUCAGCCGCCCGAGACCGACUGCUCUCGGAACUAAACCGUCUCCAAAGCCGACCAGAAUCGCUCUGGACCACUCGCUCUGGAAGGAAAUAGAUCUGAUCCCUGUUAACAUCCCAGGACCUCAGAGUGCCAACGCCCUGCCACACUCUCCCACAGAGUCCACGUUACCUGCUCACAGUCCUCAGAGCCCCCACAGCCCUCAGACCUACCUGAGCCCUUCUCCCAGCCUGCCUCAGCCCAGCACCAACCUGCCCUCCAGCCUCAGCCCCAAGUCCAGCCUCAGCCCUCAGCCGCAGAGGACGCCCUCGCCCGGGAGCUCGACCCAGAGCCUGGCUCAGUCCGACAAGUCAGAGGGAGAGAACAAUGACUUCAGGGUCCACAUCGUCACAUGGAACGUGGGAUCAGCUGUCCCGCCAGAUGACAUCACUUCUCUGUUUGGACCAAAUGUUUCAGAUGGGAACAUUGACAUGUUUAUCAUCGGACUCCAAGAAGUCAACUCCAUGAUAAACAAGAGGCUGAAGGAUGCUCUUUUUUCAGACCAGUGGAGCGAGCUCUGCAUGGACACGCUCAGUCCUUUCGGCUACGUUCUGGUGGCGUCCCAGAGAAUGCAGGGCGUGCUGCUGCUGGUUUUCUCUAAAUUCUGCCAUCUUCCAUUCCUCAGAGGUGUGCAGACGGAGAGCACUCGCACAGGACUGGGGGGAUACUGGGGGAACAAAGGGGGCGUCAGCGCCAGGAUGACGAUGUUCGGACACCCGGUGUGCUUCCUCAACUGUCACCUGCCGGCUCACAUGAGGAACCUGGAGCAGCGGAUGGAGGACUUUGAAAGCAUCCUUCAGCAGCAGCAGUUUGAGGGAGGGACAGCGACCGGCGUGCUGGACCACGAUGUCGUGUUUUGGUUUGGGGAUUUGAAUUUCCGUAUCGAGGACUAUGACAUCCACGUGGUGAAAUGUGCCAUAGACAGCAAUAAGCUGCCUCUGCUGUGGGAGCGGGAUCAGCUCAACAUGGCUAAAAACACAGAGUCCAUCCUGGAGGGCUUCAUCGAGGGGCCGCUCAACUUCCCCCCUACAUAUAAGUUCGAUGUGGGCACUCAUACGUACGACACCAGUGCUAAGAAGAGGAAACCUGCCUGGACAGAUCGCAUCCUCUGGCGCCUUCGUCGCACCGGUUCCCCAGUUCCUACCCACAAUGCAGCGCUGCAGCGGGGUCUGACCUCAUGGUUGGGGGGCGCGACUAAAGUGACACAACAUGUGUACCGAAGUCACAUGGGCUUCACCAUCAGUGACCACAAACCUGUUUCUGCUCUGUUUUCGCUGCACUUCCCAUUUAAGGUGGGGAUGCCUCUGGUGGAGCUGCAGGUGAACAAGGAGUGGUCCAAAGUCUCAGAUGCUACAGUCAGAUUCACCGUCGCGUCAACUUAUCAGCGCAGCUCAUGGGACUGGGUCGCAAUAUACAAGGUUGGAUUCAGGCAUCACAAAGAUUACCAGGCGUAUGUGUGGGCCAAAGGAGAGCAUGCAACACAGGUGACGUUCUCGGAGGAGGAUUUGCCAAGAGACGACUGUGAAUACAUCCUGGGUUACUACAGUAAUAACAUGAACAGUAUUGUCGGAUUGUCGUCACCAAUUCAGAUCAGGAUGCCCGUCCACAGCCCCACCGUGUGCCGCUCCGAGAGCUCCGACGUCAGCUCCGAAGACGACAGCACCCUGGUCCUGCUGGCUCCCAACUCCCGCAGCCCGAGCCCCAAAACCGGCAAACACCACCACCGCCACCGUCGCAGCCGCAGCCCUGCCGUUCCCUCCCUUUCGUCCAACCCCCUCCCCUCCCUGCAGGGACUCAGCCUCUGUCCUCGCUCCAAAGACAGCCAGACGAGAAGCCGCUCGCCCUGCUCCGCCUCUAAGAAGGAGCGUCUGGUCUCCCCCGACACUGUGCCGUCUCCCACCGUCAGCCCGCUCACCCCUCGCAGCCCCGUGUCUCCGGGCGGCGGCGUGACUGCGCCCGAGGCCCUGAUCGCUGCCAUCUUGGGUGAACCCAGACCAGCUCAGGUUAGCCCCACGGGGGUCAAACACAUAGGGAAGGCAGGGGAAACAGACGCUGCAAAGAACAUGAAGAUCAAGAGCUAA